AGGAGAUUCAAUCAGAAAAAGGUUUCUAAAAAGGCUCUGGGGUAAAAGAGGAAGGAAACAAUAAUGAAAAAAAUGUGGUGAGAAAAACAGCUUAAAACCCAUGUAAAGAGUGCAUAAAGAAAGCAAAAAGAGAAGUAGAAAGUAACACAGGGGCAUUUGGAAAAUGUAAACGAGUAUGUUCCCUAUUUAAGGCUAGGCACAAAGCAAGGUCUUCAGAGAACCUGGAGCCUAAGGUUUAGGCUCACCCAUUUCAACCAGUCUAGCAGCAUCUGCAACAUCUACAAUGGCCUUGACCUUUGCUUUACUGGUGGCCCUCCUGGUGCUCAGCUGCAAGUCAAGCUGCUCUCUGGGCUGUGAUCUGCCUCAAACCCACAGCAUGGGUAACAGCAGGACCUUGAUGCUCCUGGCACAAAUGAGGAGAAUCUCUCCUUUCUCCUGCUUGAAGGACAGACAUGACUUUGGAUUUCCCCAGGAGGAGUUUGGCAACCAGUUCCAAAAGGCUCAAACCAUCCCUGUCCUCCAUGAGAUGAUCCAGCAGACCUUCAAUCUCUUCAGCACAAAGGACUCAUCUGCUGCUUGGGAUGAGACCCUCCUAGACAAAUUCUACACUGAACUCUACCAGCAGCUGAAUGACCUGGAAGCCUGUGUGAUGCAGGAGGUAGGGGUGACAGAGACUCCCCUGAUGAAGGAGGACUCCAUUCUGGCUGUGAGGAAAUACUUCCAAAGAAUCACUCUCUAUCUGAAAGAGAAGAAAUACAGCCCUUGUGCCUGGGAGGUUGUCAGAGCAGAAAUCAUGAGAUCCCUCUCUUUAUCAACAAACUUGCAAGAAAGAUUAAGGAGGAAGGAAUGAAAACUGGUUCAACAUGGAAAUGAUUUUCAUUGAUUCAUAUGCCAGCUCACCUUUUUAUGAUCUGCCAUUUCAAAGACUCAUGUUUCUGCUAUGACCAUGACACAAUUUAAAUCUUUUCAAAUGUUUUUAGGUGUAUUAAUCAACAUUGUAUUCAGCUCUUAAGGCACUAGUCCCUUACAGAUGACCAUGGCGACUGAUCUAUUAUCUAUUUAAAUAUUUUUAAAAUAUUAUUUAUUUAACUAUUUAUAAAACAACUUAUUUUUGUUCAUAUUAUGUCAUGUGCACCUUUGCACAGUGGUUAAUAUAAUAAAAUAUGUUCUUUGUAUUUGGUAAAUUUAUUUUGUGUUGUUCAUUGAACUUUUGCUAUGGAAACUUUUUGUACUUGUUUAUUCUUUAAAAUGAAAUUCCAAGCCUAAUUGUGCAACCUGAUUAAAGAAUAACUGGUACACUUCAUUUAUCCAUCAAUAUUAUAUUCAAGAUAUAAGUAAAAAUAAACUUUCUGUAAACCA
Molecule: messenger RNA, 1359 nt
Organism: Symphalangus syndactylus (siamang)
Lineage: Eukaryota; Metazoa; Chordata; Mammalia; Primates; Hylobatidae
Product: interferon alpha-2
Biological process (GO): defense response
Cellular component (GO): extracellular region
Molecular function (GO): cytokine receptor binding
Source: RefSeq, a predicted model, not a curated record